Messenger RNA from Neopelma chrysocephalum (saffron-crested tyrant-manakin), 5827 nucleotides. RefSeq names its product Rap associating with DIL domain (gene RADIL). Gene Ontology annotation, cellular component: microtubule. The transcript has 16 exons. The record is from RefSeq and is a predicted model, not a curated record. Gene Ontology annotation, molecular function: GTPase binding. The coding region runs from base 139 to 3549 and encodes 1136 amino acids. NCBI's taxonomy places the organism in Eukaryota, Metazoa, Chordata, Aves, Passeriformes, Pipridae. Gene Ontology annotation, biological process: substrate adhesion-dependent cell spreading; signal transduction; neural crest cell migration.
CCCCGCGCAGCCCCGGCGGCUCCGGGCGCUGCCGCCGCCGGGGUCGCGCCGAGGCUGCCCCGCUCCGCGAAACACGACGGACGCCUGCCCAGGACGAUGCACAACGAGCGGGAAAGGUUGUUUUGAGAAGGAGGAUGAAUGGAAGGCAAAAAGGCACGUGAGAAGGAUGGCAAGCUGUGCUUCAUGACGACCUCACGCACGAUGUUCUAUGGGCCCUCCUCCACCAUGGCUCCACCGUCCAAGAACCGGCUGAAGCGCCAGGGCCGGCUCUUCUCCCAAGUCCUGUACCGGACUCUGAGCUACAAGGACCGGAGCUCGGCCUCCGCCUCCCCGGCCGUCGGCGAGGAUGACCCGGCCGAGCUCUCCACCCAGCUCUCGGCCCCUGGCAUCCUGAAAAUCUUCGGGGGCAACAUCUGUGCGGGCACCAACUACAAGAGUGUGCUGGUGACGGGCAGCUCGGGCGCGCGGGAGCUGGUGAAGGAGGCCCUGGAGCGCUACGGGCUGAGCCAGCUCAGCGCCGCGCAGUACGCCCUGUGCGACGUCAUCGGCAGGUUCGAGGGCCCCGAGAAGCAGUGGCAGACGGAGGGGCUGAGGGUCCUGGGGGACCACGAGAAGCCGCUGCUCAUCCAGGACCUCUGGAAGCCCCGGGAGGGCUUCUCGCGGCGGCUGGAGCUGCGCAGGAGGGCGGAGGUGGAGGAGCUGGCGGCCAAGGACGUGGACACCACCACUGCAGGCAUCAACGCCCAAGCGCGGAAGCUGCAGCGGCACCGGGCGCGGGGGGCCCGGCGGGCGGCGGCGGGGGCUGAGCGGCGCGGGCCGCCCCCGGCCCUGCGGCGCAGCCUCAGCGAGACCAGCCUGGGGACCCCGGUGAGGCGGGCCGGGGCCGGGGUCGGGGCCGGGGCCGGGGCCCGGCUCCAGCGGCACUGCUCCACCCUGCCCGGCAGCCCGGCGGCGGCGCGGAGCGGCGGCAGCAUGCGGUACUCCCUCUACCAGUCCCCGCACCUCCUGCUCCUGCAGGGCUACAGCCAGCAGCAUGACAGCCUGGUUUACCUGCUGAACCGCGAGCAGCACACGGUGGGCCAGAGGACGCAGGCGAGCAAGCCCAGCAUCAGCCUGUCAGCCCCCGACAUCCUGCCCCUGCACUGCACCAUCAGGAAGCUCCGACCUUCCCGGCACCGCUCGGAGGAGAAGCUGGUGCUGGAGCCCAUCGCCGGCGCCGGCAUCUCCGUCAACUUCGCCGAGGUGGCCCGGACGGUGGUGCUGCGGCACGGGGACCUCCUGUCCCUCGGCCUCUACUACCUGCUCCUCUACAAGGACCCCAUGAAGGCGCAGCCGCUGCCGGCGCAGACCCUGCUGAGGCUGCGAGCCCUGCACCCCGCCGCCCCCGAGGGCCGCCCUGUCUGCGGGGCGUGUGGCAGCCUGCUGAAAGAGAAGGACCCUGCUGCCAAAAAGCGGGCCCCCUCGCCCGCCGGCGGCCCCAGGACGCCCCGCAGGAAGAUGCAGCUGGAGUUCGAGCCGGCGGCCGAGGACGUGCUCCUGCGGCGCAUCAUGACCCUGAUCGAGCCCGGCGGGGACGACCACAAGCUGACACCCGCCUUCCUGCUCUGCCUCUGCAUCCAGCACUCGGCCACCAACUUUGAGCCAGGAGACUUCGGGCAGCUGCUGCUCAAAGCGGCCAAAAUGAUCCAGAGGACGGUGUGGGAGCGGACACGGGAGCUGGCUGAAAAGCAGUCCCAGCACCAGGACCCUGCCUCCCUGUCCCGCUUCACCAUCACGGACCUUCUCCCAGACCUGCAGCACAUCAUCUUCUGGAUGGCCAACGCCAUCGAGAUCCUCUACUUUGUCCAGCAGAAAUCACCCACGUACAUCCAGAGCAUGGAGGAGGAGCUGGACAUCAGAGGCUCCAAGGAGUCUCUGUUCUCCUCGACCAUCACAGCCAGCGAGGAGGCGAUGACAGUGCUGGAGGAGGUGAUCAUGUACACCUUCCAGCAGUGUGUCUACUACAUCUCCAAGUGUCUGUAUGUGUCGCUCCCUGCCCUGCUGGAGUGCAACCCCUUCCAGAGUGAGUGCCGGGAGAGCUGGAGGGCGGCCCCGCCGCUGCCCGAGGAGCUCCGCAGGGUCGUGCUCAUCUACCAGGCGGUGCUGGACCUGCUCCACCAGUAUGAAGUGCACCCAGAGAUCACCUCCCAGAUGUUUGCCUACCUCUUCUUCUUCUCCAACACCCUGCUCUUCAACCAGCUCCUGGAUAAGGGCUCCUCUCUCGGCUGCUUCCACUGGUCUCAGGGGGUGAAGCUGCGGGCGAGCGUGCGGCUGCUCCUGGACUGGCUGCGCGGCGCCGGCUUCGAGCAGCUCGCCCAGCAGUUCUUCGCCAAACUCGCCAGUGUGGCCAACCUGCUGGCCAUGCCUGGCUCCCAGCUGGUGCAGAUGACCUGGCCGUCCCUGCGAGCCGAGUUCCCGGCGCUGAGCCCCGCGCAGCUCCACCGGGUGCUGAGCCAGUGCCAGGCGGUGAUGGACAUGGGCUGCAUCGCAGCGUGGCAGCCCAGUGAGGAGGAGAGCCCAGCCACCUUCCAGCCCGAUGAGAUGCUGGAGUCCUUUGACAACCACCCACCCAUCAUCCUGCCCAGUGGGGGCUUCAAAGUGGACCUGGAGGUGGAGACGUUGGACGACAACAUCUACCGGCACCUCCUUUACAUCCGCCACUUCCUCUGGAGCCUGCAGAGCAAGAGCCCCCACACCAGCGAGGGGCCGGGCUCAGCACCCCUAAAGAAAGAGGCAUGCACGACGCCAGAGGUCCUGGAGGUGAGCGAGAGCCCGGCUGCUGCCCUGGGGAGCACCACUGCCCAGGAGGACUAUUGCUCCCCGGGGUGCUGCGCUGAGCCGGAGCCGGAGGGGAACCCCCGGCCCUGCCUGGCCACCAACGGCGUCCCCUGUGAGGACUCCGGCGAGCCACAGAUCCAGGAGAAGCUGAAGCAGCUGCAGCUGGGCAGGGGUCCGGCCCCCAAGGCUGGCACGGCACCCACGGACUCCUCCUGCCUGCUGACACCGCCCACCACCCCCCUGAACUUCGACUCCGGGAGCCCGGAGUCCCCACAGGGCACGGGCAAGGGGCUGCAGGACCCCCGGAGGAACGGGAUGACCGGCACCAAGGGCAGCACCCCCGAAGGAUGUUCGCCGACCCCCUACGACUACCCCACGCCGGAGUCUUCCAGCCGCAGCUCUGCCACCGACGACUUCUGCUACGUCUUCGUGGUGGAGCUGGAGAGGGGACCCAGCGGGCUGGGCAUGGGGCUGAUCGACGGCGUGCACACCCCCCUGUGCUCCCCGGGGAUCUACAUCCGCACCCUGAUCGAGGACAGCCCCGCGGCUGCCGAUGGCCGGCUCUCCCUCGGGGACCGCAUCCUGGCUGUCAACGGCACCAGCCUCAUCGGGGCAGACUACCAGAGUGCUGUGGAGCUCAUCCGCUCCGGAGGGAAGAAGCUGCGGUUUCUGGUUGCCAAGUCAGACAUGGAAAUAGCCAAAAAAAUCAGUUCCAGCUCCUCUGUCUCCUAGUCCUUGUGUAUCAGGAUCCUUCUGCAGCAGCCCGUGGGUGCAGCUCUGGUUAAAGCUCACCCUGGGGGAGCCUGGAGUGAAGGAGAGCAAAAGCGAGGACCAGGACUCCACAACUGCCCUUGAUUUGCUUUUGGACACUUUGCCCCUACGCUGCAGCAGAUGAAAAUACAUGCAAGGAUGGUGCACGCUUCUCCCACUGCACAGGCUGGGAGCAUCAUUCCUGAUCCAUUGCCCAGCCUCACCUUAUACCUGGUGUUGUCCUUCUCAGAAGCUUUCCUGGUCCUUUGUCCCCUCUGGAAGGGGGCAGGAAGAGGAUGCUCCCCCCUGGGGACUGUAGGCAGGCUCCUCUGUUCCUCUAGGCUGGAGCCUGUGUGGUAUUUCAUGCUGGCAGGCAGAAGACUUGAAACACCUUUGGAUUUUGAAGAUGAAUGUGUGGGGCAGGCCUGGGCUUCACUGUGGCAGUGGCCACCUGAGGUGCUGGCACAUCAGGCUGGAAAAGUGUGCCUAGCUCUGGGGGUGGUGAAGGCAGCACAAGCACCCAGGAGCGGGAUUCCAGGCAGGAUGAAUUGCCAGGAGUUAAGUUCCCUGGUGCCAUAUUCAGGUGCCUUUCUGCUGCUGGGCUACCAGCCCUGCUUUGGGAUGGGAAGCAGCUACAGCAAAGGGCUGACACCACCAGCAGUUCCUGGGAGUCCCAGGGAGAGCCCCCUGAAGAAAAGGACUCCCUUGCCCUUGCUCUGCAGCAGAUUUACUGCCCGGCUCCAGCACCAUGAUCCUGGCAGAAGGCCCCCAGGACUGAUCCAGCAGCAUGGGGUGUCCACAGCAGAGUUUCUCCUCACAGAGGGUUUGUGCCACCAGGAACUCAAGAGAACCUGGCAGCGCACGGGGCCGGACCCCAGGUGUGGCUGACACCAGCCCAGGCAGACAAAUGACAGCUUGGCACUGUGCCUGGUCCUCUCCCUCCAGCUUUGCCAGGCCAUUGCAAGGCCACCCCGUUUCCUGCCCAGCUUGGAGCAUCUCACCAGUGCGUGCUGCUGACAUGCAGAUGGGUGAGGACAUAACAGCAGAGGCUCCCUUUGGAAGGACAGCCUCGAGUGUCCCAGGAACUGCUCUGCUACCUGCUGCUGACCACGGUGUCAGAAGAGCCGAGGAACCAGCUCCACCGUGUGGCUGUCCAGGCCCUGGCACACCCAGCCUCCUGCCUGCCGAGUCCUCCCUCUGCUUUUAGCAACAUUAACGGGAUAAACCCGACCUGAUUUCCACAUAUAGAUGGAUACUGAGACCUAGUUUAGCCGAACCCUAUUAAUAAUAGCCUCCAGCAAAGCCCUCCAUCACACCCUGCAUGGCCUAGGCUCUGGCAGCAAAUCAGAUACAAACAUGGCAUCUCACAACAAUGCUGCUUGAGGAUUGUGAUGCUAAAAAAGGGUUGGCCUUAAUGACACCUCACUGCUGUAGUUUUGGUUCCUGCACUUAAGUCUCGCACGUCGCGGGAGGAGAGAGCUGUCAAAACAAUCCAUGCAAGGGAAACACUCCACUACUGGAUUUCAACACAGCCUAGCCUGUCUCUUUUCUAGGCAAGAUGGACCAAGCAACUUCACCAAGACAUUAGUGCCUUGCUUCUCUGCUAGGCCACGCUCACACCCCCUGGGUGGGGUGCUGCCCCAGCAGGGACUGGGGGCAGUGCAUCCCUCCUGCCGCUGACUCAGCCGUACCAGGCAGGCGAGCAAAGGCUCAGGGCCCCACGGGGCUCCUGGUGAUUCACUCCACUUUGAAUCAAGUAGGUAUGUUGGCCUGUCAUCCCCCACAGAACUUGAAAUGGGCUGCCUAGGGCCCUUGGAAAAACUGCAUGCACUCCUUACUCCCCUCUGCCUGGAAGCCAGGGCUUGGGGGAGGCUUGGUUUGCACUACAGUGCUGGGGCUGCAUCCUGGCAAGUUCCAGCAGUACCAGCUCAACCCUCUGCUCCCAGCUGAGCCCUCCUGGAGCUGGAAAACAGCCCCAGAGCUGUUAUGUUGCUCACAGUGCAGUCAGGUAUUGAAACAGACUGUAAAUAAACCCUGCUAUUUACUAGUGUGCAUGAGGGCUGGCUCCUCCCGGGAGGAGCCUUGGGAUGGAUUUACUUCCCUGUUUGUUAAUACUGUACAGCUCAAACGUGUAUAAACCUCUGGUGCAGAUACAGAACACAGCAUGGCGCCUGUCUGACACAGGGCUGGUGUAUGUUAAGAAAUGCUCUGUGUCAACAAUAAACUGGAUCAAUAAAUCUCUCUAAGCUCUGCUCUGGCA